Messenger RNA from Labeo rohita (rohu), 4350 nucleotides. It is a transcript of the gene col6a2, whose product is annotated as collagen, type VI, alpha 2. NCBI's taxonomy places the organism in Eukaryota, Metazoa, Chordata, Actinopteri, Cypriniformes, Cyprinidae. The coding region runs from base 188 to 2902 and encodes 904 amino acids. The record is from RefSeq and is a predicted model, not a curated record. The transcript is spliced from 28 exons.
AGGGAGGAGAGACUUCUGUUCAAGCUGGGAGAAGCGCAGAGGAAACUUCUUCUGCAGCUUGGCUUCUCACUCACUGCCUUAUUUUGGACUUUAUUCUCACCUAGUUCGGAAUGGAUGUUUGAUAAUCCUACACAUAAAUAAGCGCUCGAAAGUUUAUAAGAUUUUCUGAUCUUGGGUGGGAAGGAGAAUGAGGAUGAUGAGACUGUCGAUCCUCCUCCUGUUGUCUGUGGUUCACACACAGGCCCAGGUUCCGGCCAGCCCUACUUCUUGCUCAAAAGUAAUCGAAUGCCCAGUUGACUUGUACUUUGUCAUCGACACAUCUGAGACCAUAGCUCUGCAGGAGAAUCCACCUGGCAGCUUGGUAGAAAGCGUCAAAGAUUUCACUUUCAAAUUUGCUGACAAACUAGAAGACGUUACCCACAAAGGUUUAGUUCAUAUCACCUGGUCUGUAGGAGGCCUGCACUUCUCCCAGCUGCAGGAGAUCAUCAGCCCCAUCACCACUAAAAAGAAGUUCACCGACAGGCUUAGACAAAUCAAGUACCUGGGCAAGGGCACGUACACUGACUGCGCCAUUACCAACAUGACCCAGCAACUACUCAGUUCACCAACCAAACCCAACCCCAAGCUCAUACGCUUCGCGGUGAUCAUCACUGAUGGUCACGUGACAGGAAACCCAUGUGGAGGCAUCAAAGUGGCGGCGGAGCGAGCGCGUGAUAAAUCUAUUAAGAUGUUCUCUGUCGCAUCAUCCAGGAACCUAGAGGAGACGGGACUAAGGGAGAUCGCUAACUCACCUGCUGAACUUUUUCGUAACAAAUACAUGGCGGUUGAUCUCACGGGAUUGGGGCCAGUCAUAGUGAAUUCAACAAUUAAUCGCAUUUAUGAAACAAUGCUUCAUCUGGCUUAUCAAGAGUGCUACUCUGUGAAAUGUCUGGAGACUCCAGGACCUCCGGGUCCACCAGGACACAGGGGACAGAAAGGAGCUAAAGGAGAUAAUGGCAUCCCAGGUCCUAAAGGAGAAAGAGGACGUCCUGGAGAUCCAGGUAUUGAGGGACCCAUCGGACAUCCUGGACCUAAAGGAGAGCCUGGUCUCAAAGGUGAAAAGGGAGAAAUUGGAGCACAAGGGAAAAAGGGUGUUGCGGGACUAGCUGGCCGAAAUGGAACAGAUGGGCAGAAGGGAAAAAUUGGAAGGAUUGGCGCUCCCGGCUGCAAAGGUGACCCUGGUGACAAGGGUCCUGAUGGCUAUCCUGGAGAUGUUGGAGAACCUGGUCCUCCGGGGACUCCGGGAGAAAAUGGUGAUCCAGGUCGUCCAGGAAGAGCAGGUCCACCCGGGCCAGGUGGAGAUCCUGGACCCAAAGGAGAGAGAGGAAGUCCCGGAUCGCCUGGAAUUCCUGGUCAGAAGGGAUCUGCUGGAACAGCCGGAGGACCUGGACCUAAAGGCGACCCUGGAAGACGAGGAGACUUUGGACCUAAAGGUGGCACCGGGCCUAAUGGGCCAAAAGGAGAAAAGGGUGAACCCGGUUCUGAGGGACCUAGGGGUCUUCCAGGCGAAGUUGGCAACAAAGGAUCCAAGGGUGAUAAUGGACUUCCAGGACCAAGAGGCCCACCAGGAGCUUCUGGAGAACCAGGCAGAAAUGGUACCCAAGGUGACCCAGGUGAUGCUGGCCCUAGAGGUGAUCCUGGGCCUCCCGGACCAAAGGGUGACUCUGGCAGACCUGGAUUCAGCUAUCCUGGACCAAGAGGACCUACGGGUGACAGGGGUGAUAAAGGUUCACCUGGACCCAGGGGAAGUAGAGGAGACUGCGGACCAAAGGGUGACCCAGGUGCAAAGGGAACUCCUGGAGAGCCGGGAGAGCCCGGGCCCCCAGGAGAACCUGGACCAAGGGGUCCUAGAGGAGGACCAGGAAGAGAUGGUGACCCUGGAACAGAGGGAGAUCCUGGCCUUACUGAAUGUGAUGUGAUGAACUACAUCAGAGAGACCUGUGGAUGCUGUGAUUGUGAAAAGAGAUGUGGUGCCCUGGAUAUUGUGUUUGUGAUUGACAGCUCUGAAAGUGUGGGGUUGACCAACUUCACCCUGGAGAAGAACUUCGUCAUCAACACCAUUAACAGACUGGGCUCGAUGGCAAAAGAUCCUAGUUCUGAAACAGGAACUCGAGUCGGUGUUGUCCAGUACAGUCACAAUGGAACAUUCCAGGCUAUUCGCCUCAACGACUCCAAGAUCGACUCUAUGUCCGCCUUCAAAGACGCCGUGAAGAAGCUCGAGUGGAUCGCUGGAGGAACAUGGACGCCAUCUGCCUUGAAAUUCGCCUACGAUAACCUGAUUCGCGAUAGCCGUCGUGCGAAGGCUAACGUGACAGUGGUUGUGAUCACAGACGGCCGGUACGACCCCCGUGAUGACGACAAACUCCUCACCUACCUGUGCACGGACAAAAGCAUUGAUGUGAAUGCCAUCGGUAUUGGUGACAUGUUUGACCAGCCGGAGGAGAACGAAAGCCUGAAGUCCAUCGCUUGCAGAAAGGAUGGAAGAGUCAUGGGAAUGAGGCGAUUCGCUGAUCUGGUUGCAGAGGAUUUCAUCGAUAGGAUCGAGACUGUACUCUGCCCAGAUCCAGUGAUUGUUUGCCCUGAUCUUCCAUGUAAAAGUGAUGACGCCCUCGCAGAGGAGUGGAAGGACAGUCCCAUCCCAACCACUGUACUAAGCGUCCCAAACUUAAUCAGCAAUCUACAAGAGGCCAAACACCCUGAUACCUACACCAAGGCUGUAGCUACAUUGGCUUACGCAGCCCAGAUGGCUAAACUGUCCUCUGAACCUGACAAACAGAGAUGGACCGAUCUGUUCAUUGACUCGUUUAGAGUGAUCUAUUCUGAUAUGAUGGGAGACCCAAACAAAGUUCUUGGCUUGUGUUAGAAUUGGGCUUUUCCAAAAAUUCAAACUAAUAGCUUGACUGAAAAAAUACAUUUGGCCUCACGGUAGAGUUGUUAAGUAAAACGCUAGCUGGUCUAUGCAUGAAUGUAGUAUUUGUGUUAAAAAGAAUUGAAUGCAGUUGCUAAAACUUCUCUUAAAGAUAUAACAUUUAAUUUCCAAGAAAUAGCAUGUAAAAUAGUUAACAUCAUGACAACUUACAUUUGUUUGCUAACCUCUGCUAAAAGCAAUUCCCUGCUAUGAAAAUGUGAAAUGGCAACCUUUGCCUCUUGACCUCAUUGCCUGCUGCUCUGCAAUCUUUUUUUGCAUUUAAAUAUGCAAAAUGGACACAUUUUGAAUAGAUGAACAGAUUUUCAGCACUUUGCUUUCAUAGCAUGCUCUCACUAGCUUAUCCUGUUUUGCUUGAAUCCUCAUGGCCUCUAGGAUUUGAAGGCAUUUUGAUCUUUUAUAAACAUGGCCGGGGAUGCUUUGAUGUUGUGAAUGUAAAAGAUAGUGGUAAUUGAUACUUGAAGGGUUAGUUUACACUAAAAAAUAAAGAUUCUGUCAUCAUUUACUCACUCACAUUGUUGCAAACCUGUGUUUCUUUCAUGGAACACGAAAGGAAAUAUUUCUUUCCAUACAAUGAAAACGUUUGUGACCCUGGACCACAAAACCAGUAAUAAGGAUCAGUUUUUCAAAAUUGAGAUUAAUACAUCAUCUGAAAGCUAGGAUAGGACAAUAUUUGGCCGAGAUACAACUAUUUAAAUAUCUGGAAUCUGAUGGUGCAAAAAAAUCUAAAUAUUGAGAAAAUCACCUUUAAAGUUGUCCAAAUGAAGUUCUUAACAAUGCAUAUUACUAAUCAAAAAUUACGUUUUCAUAUAUUUACAGUAGGAAAUUUGCAAAAUAUCUUCAUGGAACAUGAUCUUUACUUAAUUUCCUAAUGAUUUUUGGCAUAAAAUAAAAAUCAAUAAUUUUGACCCACACAAUGUAUUUUUGGCUAUUUCUACAAAUAUACCCCAACGACUUAAGACUGGUUUUGUGGUCCAGGGUCACAUAUAGUGACCAGGGGCUGUCAAACUCCAGAAAGCAAGGUUUUAAAUAACAAAAUCAGGUAGUGAUGACAGAAUUUACAUUUUUGCUUGAUCUACUCCUUUAAAGCAUCUGUACAUUACUGAAGCGUUCAUUUUGAUACUAUAUUCAUAUCAGUUUUGCACUUUGCACAUUAAGGCUGAAUUCACAAGCCUGUAGCUUCUCAUCGGUUGGUGAAUAUAUCUAUGGAGCUUUUUAGUGCUGCUUUACCAUUUUUGACCCACAAAGACCCACUAUAUAAUUUGUGUGAUGAUCAGUUAAAGAGAUAGUUCUCCCAAAAAUGAAAAUCACCCCAUGAUUUACUCACUCUCAAGCCAUCCUAGAUGUAUAUGACUUUCUUCUUUUAGACAAAUACAAUUAGAGUU